This is a messenger RNA of Phytophthora nicotianae INRA-310, 609 nucleotides long. RefSeq lists its product as hypothetical. The record is from RefSeq and is a predicted model, not a curated record. The coding region runs from base 1 to 609 and encodes 202 amino acids. NCBI's taxonomy places the organism in Eukaryota, Oomycota, Peronosporomycetes, Peronosporales, Peronosporaceae. The transcript is spliced from 2 exons.
AUGCACGUAACCGAGCUAGUCGCCCUCGUGGCUGUUGUGUUGGAGAACACUAACAGCCUUCGAGAGCUGCGACGUCACGUUAACGGGUUGCUGAUUGACGCCGAACUGAAGCGCGAGCUCAAGACCCGCCAUCGUCUAACAGCCGCAUGUCUGGGUGUGCCGCACCUCUCUGCGUGGUCGCUGUUGUAUAAGUACGGUACUGAUGAGAACCUGCUUAACGUUACUACUCUCACACGGAGCGCCUUUAAUGAGCUACUUGCUCGCUUUGCGGGGUUUUACCACAUUCACAGACCCAGGCGUGACGGUGGGAGACCACCUAAACUGACGGAGCACCAUCAAGUGCUGGGUCUACUGCUUCACUACUACGAGGGAUCGAUGGGUGUCAAAACCAUCUGUGAGAUUUUUGCUGUGCCCCCUACGACUCUCCAGCGCACGUUGAUGAAAGCUGAGCACGCACUUGAAGCAGCACUGCGUGGUUUUUAUCCUGCACGUAUCAGUUGGCCUUCGCUCGGCCACCAGCGGAGGAUGGCCGCAUGGGUCCACGCUCGUGAGCCUUUGCUGGACAAUAUCUUCGGUUUUGUGGACGGGAAGAACUACAGAGUAAGUUAA